AUGGACAGAGCGCGGCUUGAGCACCCGUCGAAGAGGGAGGAUUACUUGACAUCCUUCCUCAACUCUUCUUGGGCGCUCAAGUCAGAACAGUUCGGCACCAGCGUCCUCCAAGCUAGUGAGAUAUCCAGAUUGAGGCAUCGAGUCGCGCCACGGGGUAGGCCUCUUCUCGUGGGUAUCAUCGGCUCUGGCAUUAAUAUGGAACUCAUCGAACAGGAAUUAGGGCAGGACUUCGACAUCACUACUGUCCUCUGGAAUAACCCCAACCCUUCCGAAGGAUAUGGAUGCUCUACCCCUCUCCAUCAUGGCUGCGACUUGUACUACUCCCUCAAUGAGGGUGAUGCUAUAUAUGCUCAAACCCCAUUCUCUCACUACGUCACCAACGCCAUCAUUGGGAUGGUUAAAGGAGGAGGGGUCGGUCGAGUAAGGUUCGCAAUAUUGAAGAUAUUCACCUACAGUGUAGAUAGUGGGUAUGAGGAAGGCUAUGUUGAGGACGUACAGGCCGCCUCAGCUUUCUGCAAGGCUAUUGGCUGUGAUGUAGAAUACCAUGCAUACAGUGUUGAUUGCUCCUUCACUCCGAUGCUAUUCGCUCGUUCUGCUGCUGCUGCUGCUGCUGCUGGCGACGGUCUUGAUGCUGAACCGCUCCUCAUGGGAGCCGUAUCGGAGUUCCGUGACAGAUGUCCAUGCGGACUUGAAUGUGGCUCUCCCUCUCUUGUCUGCUCUGUCCACUCUUGUCCUUCAGAUGCUCUAUGCGUCUAUCCCACCUUCGGCAGCGGAACCCUCUGGCCACAUCCAUUGGUCUCCAUCACCAGUGAGCCCCUCUGGCCUAGACGAUUCUAUGUACAUGGCCCAUCAAGCUGCUGGUACAGCAAUGGCAAGCAUGGGUCCAUUGAAGGAGGAGGUCCAGCUGAUAUCUUUGGGUAUCGCAUUGAUGCAGUGAGUCUAUUGAUAGAGGCCAGGACUAGGCGGUGGGUGUGGUUCCCUGAGAUCAGUCCUGGUGCAGCCGAGCCGACUGGUACGAUGGUGACCACCUCGGAUGGAGAUAUGCUCGUGGACAAGGCCCGGAUAGACUUCGGUGAAGGGCUAGAUGAGGCCAGUGGCCUUAUCCUGGCGCCCACCAUCAGCCGCACCUUAUUAUUCCGGACCUCCCUCCCAAUGCACAUCACUCUGAGUAGCGACUCCAGCUCCCCUAUAUGGUGCCAAUCUGCAUUUGCCAUCAAUGCGUCAUCUCUGAACCUCCGACCGUUCGAGAUUGCCUCGGUGUCCAUCGUCUAUCACUCUGAACACGGUAUGGAGGAUGAACAGGACAACUGCUCACUGAUCAUGGCUGAUGGGGAGUCCUCUAUUGGUCUCUCUCUGAUACCCCCAUCGUUACGACUGCCCACCGCCGGAGUAUUCCCGUCUCUUCCCCCACAGGAGCACAUCGUGUGUUCCAACACAACAGGGCGCUACACUCACCUGCCUUUUCCAAUGAAUAUCACCGAGAGUGUUGCUGACAUCCUCGCCAAUGCACGCCUGGUGACGGCAAUUGAUGAGUAUACUCAGUUGGAGGAUUAUCACUUGGGCUACGUUUCCUCAGUAGCCACUUCACUCACUCGGUUGCAGUACACUUUUGAUGAGCUUGAAUGGAUAGACUAUCAUUGGGCACUGGGUGACGGCGUUUGGGUAUCCAGUAGAGGCUAUAUCACUGUUAAUCAUGGGAGAGGCUAUUGGACGGCCUUUGCCUUCAGCGACCCAACGUCGAUGGGAGGCAUCGGAUGUUGGGAUGAUGGAUGGUUGGUCAAUAGAGCGGUACCCAUUGCUGGUAGACCAUCGGUGAUGGCGCCAGCAUUCUUCUUGCAACCUGCUACCACCGCUCGAGACGUCCUCCCGAAUAUCUCGGGACUCCUUCCGAUGUGCCUCAUGGAGCCAGGCCCUCGUAAGCCCAAUACAGUCGUAGUGACAGUUGGCCGAUACCGCGCUGAAAUCGUCGUACGUGCUCCGGGCACAUGGUGGGCGGCUGUCGCAGGGAGCGAAGUCGUCUAUGUUGGAAUGUUCAACCCCAAUACAGCCAUCAAUAUGUCACUAUACGGUAUAACUCAUAGAGAGGAAGGGGAAGUGAGGCUCAAAAAAGACGAUGGUACGAUGGACAUGAAAGUGGCAGAAGCAAACGGCACUACACAAGUCCCUCCCCUACCGCCUGGGAUGUACAACAUUCAAUAUGCCUAUCUCAACCAGACUUUAUCACUGGAGACCACUCUGCAGGUCUUGGGCUAUGAUGAAGUUCUUGUUGAUGAGGCAACUUCCCUCAUCAUGGUGAAGAUGCAUCCCGGAAGUCUAUUCUUAUCGAUGUGGCUGACCCCUCCUGGUCGUCCUGAACAUUGUAUCAGGAUCCUCGAUACGGUGGUGUACUACUCUAAUCCUGCUGCACUCCUACCUCUACCAUGGAUGGGAGGUGUGAGGGGAGUCUGCGUCCUAUGCCGAUCACAGAAGCUUGCUCACAAGGCCGACGCUACCGAGGACCGUGUCGUUUCGUCACCAACGCAGCUUAUCUGUCCUAACUGUAGGCUCCCGUCUAGCUCCCUGAAGGUGGCCUUUGCUAUCCCUAGGCACGUCGGUACCGGUGUAUGCGACGGAGGAAGUGGUAUGUAG
This is a messenger RNA of Perkinsus marinus ATCC 50983, 2628 nucleotides long. RefSeq lists its product as hypothetical. The coding region runs from base 1 to 2628 and encodes 875 amino acids. The transcript has 12 exons. Lineage: Eukaryota; Perkinsozoa; Perkinsida; Perkinsidae. The record is from RefSeq and is a predicted model, not a curated record.